AUGUCCACCCCACUCUCCAUCUUCAACAUCCCCUCCGAUCUCACCAAGAAGCUUCCCACCCGUGAAAAAAUCAACGAGAUUUACCCGCAGAUUCCCUCACUCAUCGAAUUGGCCCGCACUUGGUACAGGGAAUCGUAUGAAGGUGCGAACGAGCGGACAAGGGCAGCUCGGGAGGAUUCCCUACGAAAGGUUGUGGGUUGGUACCUACGUUGCGCGCAAGUCCUGCAACACGAUCCUGACUUUUCAGUAACGCCCGAGAUGGAGCGGAUUACCAACGAGGUCCUUGUAACGGAGCAGGGGGAUUUUAAUUGGGAAGUUCUCGAGGAGCCAUCGCCCGAGCAGGAGCAAGAGGAGGAAGUUGAGGAGGAUGACUUCAGUGAUCUAUUAGGCGGCUGGGGAGUGAACGCGGAUGGGCCAGCGGCCGGAGAGAAAAGCAAACAGAAGGAGGUUGUGGAGGAAGUUGCGAAAAAGCGGAGUAGAGGGCACAAGCGUAAGGCGGAUGCAGGGGAUGAUGGAGACAUGGAGGCUGAGGUUGUGGAAGUACCAGGGCCGAAGGAGCAGAGGAAGAAGGCGAAGGUGCAGGGAGAGAACAAGGAUGUCGAGAUGGACGACCCCGAUUAUGACUUUGGGACAAUGGGAGUUACGGCCACUGAACCCACCCCCCGCCAUCGCACUCCUUGCAAGCAGUGCGAGAUCGCCAACUUGGAUUGCGUUGUCGCAAUAGGUCUCAAAGGCAACGUGUGCGUCAAGUGCCGUUCAAGGAAGAUCGGCUGUAGCUUUGUCAACACCCCCGGUGCGUCUGCCAAUCGACUUACCUCCAAUCCGAUGCCCAAGAAGAUGACGUCGAAAAAACCCUGUGAACUGACUCCCCCCAUCGUCCUCGUCACUGCUCCGCCGAAGCAAAGUGCGAGGCCAGCGGGCAAAGAAAUCGAGGCCAAAGAUGCGCGCCCUCGUCCUCGUGCCACCAAACCACCCGCGAAGACUGAGGCUGUCACCCAGAGUGGGGGCUCUCGACCACCCCCCGCCAAGGACGAUGCCCGCGGUCUCAUUCAUCCAGAGAAGACAACGGUAUAUGCGAAUUCGCGCUACACGGGACCGAACCAAAUCCCUGAGAAGUCCGUAGCAGAGGUAAUCGUCCCAGAGUCUGCAAAGGAACCAAAGGUGGCUAUUCGGGUGACGCGGGCCUCAAGUCGCCAGACGUCCGAACCUGAGGUUAGCGUCACAAAGGGGAGGGUAAGGGAUGGGAGUGUACGACCAGGCCACGACGGUGAAACAGCCAGGGCUACAUUUGCGGAGCUUAGGGAAGACUCCCAUACGCCCAUCGACCUCCAGGAUCCAUUCACCCGUCGUCUCGACAGCAUCUCGACAUCCGUCCGCCAGCAAGGCGUUGAUCUGGGCAAAAUGUCCAAUAAGGUCCGCGAGACGUCCGCCCGAGUCGAGGCCAUGUCCGCCAUCGCGAUCCGGCAGAAGGACCAGGAGAUGGAAGAGUUGAAGAAGGAACUCGAGAUGCAGAGGUCGAUGUUGGAGGACCUUGAGGAGAGUCAAAAGGUCUUGAUGGAAUCGUUCGCCGCACGCGCCCCGAGUGAGGAUCCCGUCUCUUCACAGGUGCUGGACGAACUCCGUGAAAAGGUUGAAGGAAUGGUAACCCAGCAGCAGAUGAGGUCCUUGUCCGAGGGCCUGAAAACCCGGAUUCAGAACUUUAUCCAGGGGGUGAACGACAACCUUCGACUAAACAACGCGGAUGGAAUCUCGAGGUUACCGGACGAACUGGAUAUCCUGGGUGGGAGGGUCGCUGGGAUCGAAGAAGACAUUCGAAACGUACGCCGUGGAAAGGAGUUCAUUGAGGAAAGAUUGGGGAAGCUAGAGGGGCUCUGCCUCAAUGUGAUGACCAAUGAGUUCUUGAGGCACCCGGAUGAUGGUUUGGACAAGCGGAUGAGAGUUGAACGGGCGGUGGGAUGGGACAGGGUAGUCGACGACGACGCGGUUCGGAAGGAGGUGCAGAGGGCUAAGGACGUGAAAGGGGGUUUGAGCGAAGUCCACGGGUCCGUGGGUGCUACAGACCUGACUACCAUCUCCCUGGGCGACGUCCAUCCACGGCCAUCGACUCCUUCCAACGACGCUCUGCACGGCCUAGUCCCCUCCAUCGAUGACGGACGUUACAUUUUCAAUGCAGUUGACCGCUCUCCAGUUGACCGGGCCAAGACGUUGGAUUAG
Laccaria bicolor S238N-H82 is the source of this 2214-nucleotide messenger RNA. RefSeq lists its product as uncharacterized. NCBI's taxonomy places the organism in Eukaryota, Fungi, Basidiomycota, Agaricomycetes, Agaricales, Hydnangiaceae. The coding region runs from base 1 to 2214 and encodes 737 amino acids. The transcript has 3 exons. The record is from RefSeq and is a predicted model, not a curated record.